AUGUCGACGAAAACGGCGGGACCGUCAUCGCCGCGACGAUUUUUCGCUCGAAUUUACGGGCAUCUUGAAGCGAACAAAGUCGAGGGAAACGGUAAUGAUGAUCAGGAAAGAUCGAAUGCCGAUCGAUCGCCGGAUAUCGAUCAUUGCGGUAGAAAUGCUUCGGACGCCGAAGUUUCCAGUUGUUCACCGAGCAACGAUAUAAUACAGGUGUCGGAUGUAACGGACACGCUUUCGGGGCAAACGGAAGAACAGAAUACCAGCGAAUCGAACGUGCUAACGAACACUGAAAGGGAAAAGGAUGCCACUUUAAGGUUGCCAUUUCUCCACGGGCUGUUGCCUAGAGUACCCAGUCUUCCUCUGACGCAUUUACACCUGACGCAGGUGACAUACCCGCCAACGCAUUCGUCGCAUUUUCAUAACCUGCCGUACCAUCAGACACCGGAUCACUACCUGCAAGGAUUCUCAGCAUUCUUGGCUCGUAGGAGAAGAAAAGAAGGCCGACCACGGAGGCAGAGAACCACUUUCAGCGGUGAUCAGACAUUGAGACUCGAGGUGGAGUACCGAAGAGGUGAAUACAUUUCGAGGCGAAGAAGAUUCGAGCUCGCGACAUCGUUGCGUCUCACGGAAACGCAGAUCAAGAUAUGGUUUCAGAAUCGACGCGCCAAAGACAAAAGGAUCGAGAAGGCACAGCUCGAUCAACAUUACCGGAAUUUCGCGGUUUCCAACGGACUGGUGAACGUGCCGAUUUACGGUAGAAAUGGAUUUUGUGAGUUUUGCUUCUACAAAGAGACAUUUCGAUCAGCGAUCGAUCACUCUUGCGUUUCAAUGAAUCCUGUCGCUGGAACAACCUUGGCGAAACAAGCGCAAUGUAACAGUAUCGUCAGCGAAACUUCGGAUAAUAUAUCGUCGAACACAUUGUCUGUAACUUGA
Dufourea novaeangliae is the source of this 930-nucleotide messenger RNA. RefSeq names its product homeobox protein rough (gene ro). The coding region runs from base 1 to 930 and encodes 309 amino acids. Gene Ontology annotation, biological process: regulation of DNA-templated transcription. The record is from RefSeq and is a predicted model, not a curated record. Gene Ontology annotation, molecular function: DNA-binding transcription factor activity, RNA polymerase II-specific; DNA binding. The transcript is spliced from 4 exons. Lineage: Eukaryota; Metazoa; Arthropoda; Insecta; Hymenoptera; Halictidae.